Messenger RNA from Fusarium subglutinans, 940 nucleotides. RefSeq lists its product as uncharacterized. The transcript is spliced from 4 exons. The record is from RefSeq and is a predicted model, not a curated record. The annotation marks the transcript as partial. Lineage: Eukaryota; Fungi; Ascomycota; Sordariomycetes; Hypocreales; Nectriaceae.
AUGGCGACAGAGACUGCCCCUAAGACCAUCAAGCGGUUAAUCGCUUGUUGCGAUGGCACUUGGAUGGAUAGUGACAAUGGCUACGAAGAAACCGGCUUGCUAAGAAAAGAAGGUUCUCUUCAGAUACCUUCCAACGUUACUCGAAUAUCCCGUUGUUUUGAGAAGAGGUGCAGCGAUGGCAAGCUUCAAGUUGUCAACUAUGAGUCAGGUGUUGGUACAGGCAGCAACGUACUCGAUAGUAUUACUGGCGGUGCUUUUGGUAUGGGACUCGCAGAGCGCAUGCGGGAAACAUAUUCGUUUUUAUGUUCCAACUAUAUGGAUGGCGAUGAGAUAAUACUCGUUGGUUUCUCCCGAGGUGCUUUCACAGUCCGUUCUGUGGCAGGCAUAAUCGGCAAUCUAGGCCUACUCACACGAGAGGGUGUUGAGUUCUUCUACCCUAUCUUCAAAGAUAUGCAGCAUUGGAUGGAUGAUGAUUAUGAAGAUCCAUUCCCUAACAUUCCGUUCCCUGAUAAACCCAAAGGGAAGGAUGCUGCAGACGUUUACAGGGCUCGCUUGGAGCAACUCGGCUACACUCGUGUGAGGCGGAGUGAAGGACAAGGCGACAUCAUCACCAUCAAAGCAGUGGGCGUCUGGGAUACCGUCGAUAGAAUCGAACAUGCGUUCCAGGCCCUCGCCCUGGAUGAAACAAGGCCCCCCUUCACACCAGCAGUCUGGGAGAGGCUCCCGGAGAACAAAUACACAACUGAUCUCAGGCAGGUAUGGUUUCCUGGGAAUCAUGGUAACUGUGGUGGCGGAUGGGAAGACCAGAGCAUGUCAAACAUCACACUUGCAUGGAUGAUGGACCAACUGGCUUCAAUUGGGGUUGAGUUCGACCUCCCUGCACUAGAACGAUGCUUCUUCCAGAACUUCAAAUUCUGUUGGAUAACUGAUGCCCUUGUUU